AUGGACGCAUCGCAGGCAAAGGCAGCCGAGGCUCAGCCCGGUGCCCAGAUGGACGUUGUUGAAGAUGUAGAGUAUGGAGGCAAAGAGGCCUACGCAAUAGACGACACGCCCAUCUCGCCCGAGGCGGAGAAGGCUCUGCUGUGGAAGCAGGACAAGCGCAUUGUGCCCCUCUCCGCCGCCAUAUACUUCCUGUGCUACCUGGACAGGUCCAACAUCGGAAACGCCAAAAUUCUGAACGCAUCGACACACCACGACCUCAUGUCAGAGACUGGCAUGACGAACUACCAGUGUCAGUAUCAUCUCACGGAACGGAUGCCCGUCUUUGUCCUGCUGAAGAAGCUCCGCCCCUCACGCUGGAUUGCUAUUCUAAUGUUUGGCUGGGGCGCAUGCUCCACUGGCCUGGCUGGGGCCCACAACUACGGGACAGUUACGGGCGUCCGCUUCCUCUUGGGCGUCUUCGAAGCCGGUCUGUUUCCCGGCCUGGUGUAUUAUCUCACGUUCUGGUACAAAACAGAUGAGAGAAGCAUACGCGUCGCUUUUAUUCUAGCCAGCGCCACUCUUGCUGGAGCCUUUGGUGGAGCUAUCGCCUACGGGGUAGGCCAUAUGAAUCAAGUCCAUGGAAUAUCUGCUUGGAGGUGGCUCUUUAUCAUCGAAGGGGCGCCCUCCUGCUUGUCCGCAUUCUUCGUUCUCUUCUUCCUGCCAGACUUUCCCGAAACCGUCAAUUGGCUCUCUGCCGAAGAGAGGGCGCUUGCACUACGUCGUCUCCACGUCGAGGGCAGCAAGGGUCUACACCAAUCAGACUGGUGGCACGAUACGAAGGCGACUCUGCUUGACUGGAGGCUCUGGGGCCACUAUGCUGUUUACUUCGGCAUCUCGACGCCAUUCUCCAGCUUAUCCCUGUUCACGCCCUCCAUCACGGCUGGUCUCGGCUACAGGGACCUCCAAGCCCAACUGAUGAGUGUUCCUCCUUAUGCUGUUGCGUACGUGGUCCAGAUAUUGGUGUCGUGGUCCGCCGAUCGCUUCAAUGCAAGAGGUCUCCAUUCGGCCCGGAUGCGUACUCUCAUCGCUACGGGUGUCUCAUAG
Diaporthe batatas is the source of this 1083-nucleotide messenger RNA. RefSeq lists its product as uncharacterized. The record is from RefSeq and is a predicted model, not a curated record. Gene Ontology annotation, molecular function: transmembrane transporter activity. The transcript is spliced from 5 exons. Lineage: Eukaryota; Fungi; Ascomycota; Sordariomycetes; Diaporthales; Diaporthaceae. Bases 1 to 1083 code for a protein of 360 amino acids. Gene Ontology annotation, biological process: transmembrane transport. Gene Ontology annotation, cellular component: membrane.